Messenger RNA from Schistocerca gregaria, 1344 nucleotides. RefSeq names its product juvenile hormone acid O-methyltransferase-like. The record is from RefSeq and is a predicted model, not a curated record. The coding region runs from base 234 to 1100 and encodes 288 amino acids. The transcript is spliced from 6 exons. Lineage: Eukaryota; Metazoa; Arthropoda; Insecta; Orthoptera; Acrididae.
UUAGGCGCCGCUCGUAAAACGUUGCGCGAAGUCAACUCCAGGCAUGGAGGAAGUCAGUUGCAGCGGGCGGAGCAAGCACAAGCUGUUAAACGUAAACGUGGAACAAGGAGUUGCAGCUGGAUCUGACGGCCAGAGGAUUAAUACGUCGGAACCCGAAAGCACUUGGGAGAUAGCACACAUAAAGGCAUCAGCGUCCUCUUCCUGAUCGUGAGGGGGAUAGACUUCUAACCAGCAUGGAUGAACAAGACGUGUACAUCAGCAUGGAUAAGCCGGACUUGUACAACCUCGGGUGUGCUCCCCUGACGGUGCUGGCCGCCAAACAGGUUGACGAGCUGUGGUCGGUCCUUACGUGGCCGAGGCAGCCACUGCCCGUGCUCGACGUUGGCUGCGGGCCCGGUGACGUCGCAAGGAAGGUUUUAGCCCCGCGGCUGCCACCGGGUACGAAGCUGGUGGCUUGCGACAUCAGCCCAGAGAUGCUGGAGUUCUGCAGGCAGCACAACGCGCUGCCAGGCACCAUCACGUACGAGCAGCUGGACGUGGUUCAGCCCGACCUGGAGAACUCCGCCGUGUGGCAGUACGCGCCCUUCGGCAAGGUGUUCUGUUUGCUGCUGCUGCAUUGGGUGCCUGACAACAGGCGCGCUGUCCAGAACAUCCACAAGCUGUUGGUGCCUGGAGGAGAGGUUGUCUUCAGCGUAAUAGCUAACAUGGUGUUUUACACAGCGUUUGAAGAAAUGGCGAAAGACUCGCGUUGGGCACGGUACAUGCAGGACGUGGAGCAGUUCGUAUCUCCGUACCAGCACAGUGAGGACCCAGUGAGCGACUUCCGCCGGCUGCUGCAGAGCGAGGGCUACCAGGUGCUGCACUGUGACGUGGCGCCGCAGGUGCUCUUCUUCCCGAGUGAGAUGCAGCGUAGAGAUUUUAUCAAGUCAGUAUGUCCAUUCCUGAACCGCGUUCCGGAAGACCAGAAGAAUAAUUUCUUAGAUGAUUGGAUACAGCGUUCGGAGAAACUGAAUGGAUUAUCGAAGGAUGUUGGAAGCAGCGAAAAGCCGAAAUACUACACCCACUUUAACAUAAUGGUGGCUGUGGCCAGAAAAUUAUAACUGGGAGUUUUGCACCAUCGCUUGAACAAGAAACUAUGUUUAAUGGCAGAAAUCAUAAUCUACGUUGGAUUCCCCAGCUAGUCUUUUGUUAAUAGAGAAUUAAACUAUAGAUAUUUAUAUGUACUUAUCUUCCUGUAAACUAUGUGUUAGGAGAAGCCUCUCAGAUGUAAAUGACAUUAUACGAGAGUCCUCUUCUGGAUAGUUUUGAUGAUACUCCUGUCAAAUAUAUUCCAACUGUGCUAAU